Molecule: messenger RNA, 1443 nt
Organism: Diaporthe citri
Lineage: Eukaryota; Fungi; Ascomycota; Sordariomycetes; Diaporthales; Diaporthaceae
Exons: 4
Coding region: 1-1443 (480 amino acids)
Molecular function (GO): oxidoreductase activity, acting on paired donors, with incorporation or reduction of molecular oxygen; iron ion binding; monooxygenase activity
Source: RefSeq, a predicted model, not a curated record
AUGCCGUCUCUAAUCUCGCCGUACGUCCUGGGCGCCGUCGCCUUGGUGCUCUGGCUCUUCCGGCUGGUGCUCACAGCUGUGAAGUCUCCUGUCCGCUCCAUCCCGGGGCCGCGGUACUCCAGGUUCACGCAGGCUGUCCUCAAGUACCACACCAUACGCGGCCGGAGGAUGUACUAUGUGGACGACCUGCACAGCAAGUAUGGUCCCAUAGUCCGAAUCGCACCGGAUGAAACGGCCGUGUCCAGCCUCCAGGCCACUCAGAUGAUACACAAGGUGGGAUCAGGGUUCAACAAAUCAUCUUUCUACGAUGCGAUCACCGCACAGCGCCGUGACGUUGAGCCCGGUAUCUUCUCAAUGAGGGGCGGGAAGCCACACGCUGCUCGGAGGAAGCUGUUUGCCAGGCCUUUCAGCCAGAACUCGUUGCAGGCGAACUGGGAGUCUGUUAUCCAGAGCAAGGUACGGCUGGCCGUGAAUAAGAUCCGAGAAGAGGCCGGUGCCGAGGGUGAGGCGGAUAUCUUGAAAUGGUGGACGUUGAUGGCGACAGAUGUUAUCGCACACCUGUCUUUUGGCGAGAGCUUCCGUAUGCUGGAAUUGGGCAGGGCAGCUCUGAUGCUGGGGGUAAUCACCAGCGAGGCCCCCUUCCUGCGCUGGAUCGGACCGUAUAUCCCGUUGAAGAGCGUCAAGAAGCUCUUCAGCGGAGAAGACCUCAUCUUUGAGCACGGCUCCGUAGCCGUUCAGAACAUGCGCACAGAUAGUGCAAACUCGCAGAAUCUCUUUGGGCAGAUGCUUGCCCAGGCUGACAGCCAAGAGAAAACCGACCUCACGGACGCUACAGUCCGGCAAGAAGCCACCAAUUUCAUCGUCGCUGGCUCCGAUACCACAGCCGUGACUUUGACAUACCUUGUCUGGGCAGUCCUCAAAAGACCACAGCUCCGAGCCGCCCUCGAGGAGGAAGUGGCCGCACUCAGCCCGGAGCUGCUCCCAGAGGAGCUCCAACAGGCCUCGCUUAUGAACAGCAUCAUCGACGAGGCCCUUCGUCUCUACGGCGCCGCCCCAGGCCCGCUGCCUCGUACAGUCCCAGAGGGAGGCGCUACCUUGGGGGACCACUUCCUACCCGCUGGUACGACGGUCACGACGCAUGCAUACACCCUGCACCGAGACCCUGAUAUUUUCCCUAACCCACUUGAAUUCGAUGGCUGGAGGUUCGUCAAGCAGCCUAUGAGCCCGGUCCAGAAGGCCGCGUUCAUGCCCUUUGGAGGAGGCACUCGUAUAUGCAUCGGUUUACACCUGGCCUACAUGGAGCUUCGGCUGGCAACCGCUUUGUUCUUCAGGGAGUGCAAGGGGGCGAGACUGAGCGUAAAGACCACGGAGGACGUAAUGGCGAUGGCCGAGACCUUCCUCAUUGCGCCCAAAGGCCACUUCUGUAAUGUUGUGCUGAGUUGA